GGACGACCAAUUGGAACAACCUAACAACAGUAUUUUGCCCCUCUUCCGAUUCUUGAGAACUCGUCGGAGAUUCUGCAGUCGAUCACUUUCCGCCGGCCCAUUGUGUUGUCCCCCAUCUUCGUUUUUCCGUCUUCUUCGAAAUCGAAAGAGUCUAACCCUUCAUUUCACUUGAAUAAGCAAUAAUGGCAGAAUUCUUAUUCUAGGGUUACUGAAAACCCUCCUCCCUUACUGAAAUUCAAAGAGACAGGGAGGGGAGAGAUAUGUCUCGGCAAGCGACGACGACCGCGUUUCAUAAGUCCAAGACCCUGGACAACAAAUAUAUGCUUGGAGAUGAGAUUGGGAAAGGAGCAUAUGGUCGAGUAUACAAGGGCUUGGAUUUGGAGAAUGGGGAUUUUGUUGCAAUAAAACAAGUUUCUUUGGAGAAUAUUGCACAGGAGGAUCUUAACAUCAUCAUGCAAGAGAUUGACUUGCUUAAGAAUUUGAAUCACAAAAACAUAGUAAAAUAUCUUGGAUCCUUAAAGACCAAGACCCAUCUUCAUAUAAUUCUUGAGUAUGUGGAGAAUGGCUCACUUGCAAACAUAAUCAAGCCAAACAAAUUUGGGCCAUUUCCUGAAUCAUUGGUGGCUGUUUAUAUAGCUCAGGUCUUGGAGGGCUUGGUUUAUUUACAUGAACAGGGGGUCAUUCAUCGGGAUAUUAAGGGGGCAAAUAUUUUGACUACUAAAGAGGGUCUUGUUAAAUUGGCGGAUUUUGGGGUUGCCACGAAGCUAACUGAGGCAGAUGUUAACACACAUUCAGUUGUUGGCACACCUUACUGGAUGGCUCCCGAGGUCAUUGAAAUGUCAGGAGUUUGUGCUGCAUCUGAUAUAUGGAGUGUGGGUUGUACUGUGAUUGAGCUACUUACUUGUGUGCCUCCAUACUAUGAUCUUCAACCCAUGCCAGCUCUCUUUAGGAUCGUUCAGGAUGAAAAUCCUCCAAUACCGGAUAGCUUGUCACCUGGCAUCACGGAUUUUCUGCGUCAGUGUUUUAAAAAGGAUGCUAGGCUGCGACCCGAUGCAAAGACACUGCUUUCUCACCCAUGGAUACAAAAUUCGAGGCGUGUUGUAUUGCAGUCUUCACUCCGCCACAGUGGUACACUGAGAAACAUAGAAGAUGAUGGUUCAACCGGUGUGAAAACUUCAAAUGCAGAUGAUCUAAGUACUGCUGAGACUCUCUCGGCAGAGAAAAUCGAAGAAACUAAAACAGACUUGCUAUUAGCAGAGGCUACUCUUGCUGGCAAGUCUUAUGAGGGAAAUGAUUCAAGUAAUCAUACCGUUGAUGAAAAAGCAGAUGCAUCCGAAGAGGAUAUUUCAGCUGACCAAGUUGCAACUUUAGCCAUUCAUGAGAAGUCACCAUUAGAAUCUUCAUCUGUUAAUGAUGAAGCAUCUAAUCAAGCAGAGGUCCAUGAGCAAUUAGAAUUGAGUUCCACCGAGGUAGUGGUAACAAAUGGUGACUCUGGACCUUCAGAGUCAAAAACAAAGACCACGACAGAUAAGAAAGUUAAAGAAAAUGGAAGUUCUGUUGCUGCGGAGAGCAGUUCAGAUAAUUCUUGGCACAGAGGCCAUGACUACAGUAGCCAAAAGGCUGUGAAGACAUCAAGAACAGUUGGAGGAAAUGAGCUAAGUAAAUUUAGUGAUACUCCUGGAGAUGCUUCCUUGGAUGACUUGUUUCAGCCCGUGGAUAAAAAUCUGGAGGAUCGGUCAGCUGAAGCCUCAACAUCUGCAUCCUCAUCACAUGUUAAUCAAGGUAACACAUUUGCUGAUGAUGGUGGGAAAGGUGACUUGGCAAGACACUUAAGAGCUACAAUUGCUCAAAAACAAAAUGAACCAGGGCAGUCUAAUGGGGGAGAUAUACUUCAUCUAAUGAUGGGUGUUUUAAAGGAGGAUGUUAUUGGUAUUGAUGGUCUGGGUUUUGAUGAUAAACUACCCGCAGACAACCUUUUCCACCUGCAGGCUGUUGAAUUUGGCAAACUAGUUUCAUCAUUGAGACCGGAGGAAUCAGAAGAUGUGAUUGUGACCUCCUGUCACAAGUUAACAGUUUUCUUUCAACACCGUCCUGAGCAGAAACUUGUAUUUAUGACCCAACAUGGCUUGCUCCCUCUUCUGGAAUUGCUUGAGGUUCCUAGAACACGGGUGCAGGUUAUAUGCUCCGUGCUGCAGGUUUUGAAUCAAAUUAUCAAGGAUAAUACCGACUUCCAGGAAAAUGCUUGUCUUGUUGGCCUUGUCCCUGUUGUUAUGGGUUUUGCUGUGCCUGAUAAAGCAAGAGAGGUUCGUAUGGAAGCAGCUUACUUUUUGCAGCAACUUUGCCAGUCAAGCUCAUUGACAUUGCAGAUGUUCAUAGCUUGCCGUGGGAUACCUGUUCUUGUGGGAUUUCUUGAGGCUGAUUAUGCAAAAUACAGGGAAAUGGUCCACCUAGCUAUUGAUGGCAUGUGGCAAGUAUUUAAGCUUCAGCGAUCAACCCUUAGGAAUGAUUUUUGUCGAAUAGCUGCAAAAAACGGAAUAUUACUCAGGCUCAUCAAUACCCUUUAUAGCUUGAAUGAGGCAACUAGGCUGGCUUCUAUAUCUGGUGGAGGUGGGUUUUCGAUGGAUGGUUUGGCUUUGCGAUCUCGCUCUGGUCCACUGGAUCCUAGUAAUAAUGCUUUUACACAGAGUGACAGUUCAGCCAAUGGGUUGGAUUAUCCCGAUCACCUUAAGGUCAAGCAUGCUGCAACAGAUCAUCCUUUUCCUCCUGGACCUCAAGAAUCUUCACGAGUUUCAUCGUCUCACUCACCUGAUUCGAGAUUCUUUACGCUAGAUACAGAUAAACCUCAGUCGAGCAACACUAGUGCUGAAGCUCCAGCUACUUCAAGAUCACCAGAUUCAAUGUCAAUGGAUAGAGUACCUGGUGCUACAGUGAAGGAUGUUUCUGUAGAGAGAGAUACUUCACAAGAUGCAGAACCUAGACAGAGACUUUCUAAUUUUGGAAGGUUGUCCGCUGACAAGCCUCGAAAAUCCAUGGAUGCUGCAUCAAAUGGGUAUCAUGCUACAACUCAACAAGAAAAUGUGCGUCCUCUUCUAAGUCUGUUGGACAAGGAACCCCCUUCACGACAUUUUUCAGGCCAGCUUGAGUAUGUACGCCAUCUUACUGGCUUGGAGAAACAUGAAAGCAUACUCCCCCUUUUGCAUUCAUCUAAUGAAAAGAAGACCAACGGGCUGGAUUUCCUGAUGGCUGAAUUUGCUGAGGCUUCUAGUCGUGGAAGAGAAAAUGCUAACAGCGAGGCGAUGCCUAGGACGACUCCACAUAAAUUAGUUAAUAAGAAGGCUGGGACGGUGGCAUCCAAUGAGGGAGGGGCUUCAACAUCAGGAAUUGCAUCUCAGACAGCAUCUGGUGUACUCUCUGGUUCCGGAGUUCUUAACGCUAGACCAGGGAGUGCAACUUCAUCUGGACUCCUGUCCCACAUGGUAUCACCGUGGAAUGCAGACGUUGCUAGGGAAUAUCUGGAAAAAGUAGCAGAUCUUCUACUCGAAUUUGCUGGUGCAGACUCAACAGUGAAGUCCUACAUGUGUAGCCAAAGUUUGCUUAGCCGGCUCUUUCAGAUGUUCAAUAAAAUUGAACCCCCUAUUCUGUUGAAGUUGUUAAAAUGCAUCAAUCAUUUGUCUACUGAUCCACACUGCUUAGAGCAUCUACAAAGAGCUGAUGCCAUCAAGCAUCUUAUUCCGAACCUUGACCUCAAAGAUGGUCCCCUUGUGUCUCAAAUUCAUCACGAGGUCCUCAAUGCACUAUUCAAUCUAUGCAAGAUUAAUAAGAGGAGACAAGAACAAGCAGCAGAAAAUGGAAUCAUCCCACACUUGAUGCGUUUUAUCAUGUCGGAUUCUCCAUUGAGACAAUAUGCAUUGCCUUUGUUAUGUGAUAUGGCCCAUGCAUCACGUAAUUCAAGGGAGCAGUUAAGAGCUCAUGGUGGGAUGGAUGUAUACUUGAGUUUACUUGAAGACCAGCUUUGGUCUGUGACAGCGUUAGAUUCAAUUGCUGUUUGUUUGGCACAUGACAAUGACAACAAGAAAGUGGAGCAAGCGUUGCUAAGAAAGGAUGCAGUUCAAAAAUUGGUCAAAUUCUUCCAGUGCUGUCCAGAACAGUUUUUCCUGCAUAUACUAGAGCCGUUUUUGAAGAUUAUCACGAAAUCAUCUCGAAUAAACACAACAUUGGCUGUUAAUGGAUUAACACCAUUGCUCAUUUCGAGGCUUGAUCACCAGGACGCCAUAGCUCGUCUCAAUCUGCUCAAACUAAUAAAGGCUGUUUAUGAACAUCACCCGCGUCCAAAGCAACUAAUCGUUGAGAACGACUUGCCUCAGAAACUUCAAAAUUUAAUCGAAGAGCGCAGAGAUGGGCAGAGCUCCGGUGGUCAAGUUCUAGUGAAGCAGAUGGCAACUUCACUGCUUAAAGCACUCCAUAUCAACACCGUUCUAUGAUGCAGGUCCAUCCUAUCUAUCCAUCUUCCCGUUGCCCUUGUAAAUAUAAUUUUUUGUGUGGGGUGUAAUUAUUUUGCAUUUCGUUUCUUGAAAUCAUGAUUGUCGUGCUUGUUUUGUUCUGGUUUUUCAUGUUUCAUUUGUAUCCUAUCAAGUAUCAACGACCAUCUACCAUGUAUGACAAAGAUGUAUAGAUUUAUUCUUAAGAGUUGACCCGAUUGUUGUAAGCCACAACGCACAUUAAGUUGUAUUUUGUACUUGUUUUUAUA
Messenger RNA from Cynara cardunculus var. scolymus (artichoke), 4747 nucleotides. RefSeq names its product MAP3K epsilon protein kinase 1-like. The coding region runs from base 261 to 4481 and encodes 1406 amino acids. Gene Ontology annotation, molecular function: protein serine/threonine kinase activity; protein binding; ATP binding. The record is from RefSeq and is a predicted model, not a curated record. The transcript has 24 exons. Gene Ontology annotation, cellular component: cytoplasm. Gene Ontology annotation, biological process: protein phosphorylation. Lineage: Eukaryota; Viridiplantae; Streptophyta; Magnoliopsida; Asterales; Asteraceae.